Molecule: messenger RNA, 1080 nt
Organism: Raphanus sativus (radish)
Lineage: Eukaryota; Viridiplantae; Streptophyta; Magnoliopsida; Brassicales; Brassicaceae
Product: soluble inorganic pyrophosphatase 4
Exons: 9
Coding region: 184-837 (217 amino acids)
Biological process (GO): phosphate-containing compound metabolic process
Cellular component (GO): cytoplasm
Molecular function (GO): magnesium ion binding; inorganic diphosphate phosphatase activity
Source: RefSeq, a predicted model, not a curated record
GUAAAGGAGCCUUCAAAUAGCAGCGGGAACGCGUAUAGUUACAGCUACAUUCUCCUUUAGCUUUCCCCCUCCCUCUCUCUCUAUAUCUGUGCUUCUUGAGUUUGUUCUUUUCGAGAUCUGUGCCUCCGUGUUUCCUCUUCGUUCGACCCCUUUGCUCGUGAGAUUUUAUCGACUCGCUCAGAAAUGGCGCCACCAAUUGAGAUUGCUGCUACCAAGAGCUAUGCUGAGAAACAGGCUUCACUUCCUCUUCUUAACGAGAGGAUACUUUCGUCCAUGACCCAUAGAUCAGUUGCUGCACACCCUUGGCAUGAUCUUGAGAUUGGACCUGAAGCUCCAAUAAUCUUCAAUUGUGUUGUUGAGAUAGGAAAAGGAAGCAAGGUGAAGUAUGAACUCGACAAAACUACGGGUCUCAUCAAGGUUGACCGUAUUCUUUACUCAUCAGUCGUGUACCCACACAACUAUGGGUUCAUUCCCCGUACCCUUUGUGAGGACAAUGACCCUAUCGAUGUUCUUGUCAUUAUGCAGGAACCGGUGAUCCCUGGAUGCUUUCUCCGGGCCAAAGCUAUUGGGCUUAUGCCAAUGAUUGAUCAGGGUGAGAAAGACGACAAGAUCAUUGCUGUCUGCGCUGACGAUCCAGAGUAUCGCCAUUACAAUGACAUCAAGGAGCUUCCACCCCAUCGUCUGGCUGAGAUCCGCCGUUUCUUUGAAGACUAUAAGAAAAACGAGAACAAGGAAGUCGCAGUUAACGACUUCCUCCCUGCUACCGCUGCCUACGAAGCAGUUCAGCAUUCCAUGGAUCUCUAUGCCGAUUACGUCAUGGAAACCUUGAGACGGUGAUCUCUUUCACCAUCAAGCAACCAACAAAGAACGUUUACAACUGCAUUUUCACAUUUGUUUUCUUGACAGAUGUGAAGUGUAUACAAAGAGUAAAAAUACUUACAUAUAUAUGUUAGGGUUCAAAGGAUAUUCAUCUGUGUAUGUCCUUUUUGUUGAAUCCAGUAGUAUGAUGCCGAAAAAAAUCAAAGAAACUAAAGAACGUUGGUAUUUUUUUACCCAUUUUGGUUGUUCUUUUUCACUUCA